UAGUGCCCAAACUAUAUUGUUAAAAUAGAUAACAUCACCCUUGCCACCAUUCACUUUUCUAAUUUGGCCAUGGAGACCUGGUUCAUCCUCAUCCUAUCUCUUUUCGUCGCCGCCAUACUCUUCCACCAGAGCCACCGCAAGAAACUACCACCAGGGCCAUCAGUCCUUGCCUCUAACUUCGUAAUAUUAACCAAUUCUCUACCUGCUCUUGAACCAUUUGUUAGAAACUUCAAGUUAAAGUAUGGAUCAUUCAUCACUCUGUUUGUUGGUUACCAUCCUUCAAUCUUUGUCUCUAGCCAUUCUCUAGCUCACAAAGUCUUGGUCCAACAAGGCGCCAUAUUUUCUGACCGCCCUACAAGCAUCCCUGCGCGCAACAUCUCAUCAGCCUCCUAUGGCCCAACUUGGCGUCUCCUAAGGCGUAAUCUAGCUACCGAGAUACUUCAUCCUGCCCGUGUGAAGUCUUACUCUUGGGCUAGAAAAUGGGCCCUUCAUAUCUUGAUUAAUCAGUUAAGGGAACAUAAAGGAAGUGAUGGGAUAAAGGUGGUUGAUCAUUUUCACUAUGCAAUGUUUUGUUUGUUGGUUUUGAUGUGUUUUGGUGAUAAGCUAGACGAAAAAACUGUAAAUGAAAUUGCAAGGGUACAACGUUAUUCGCUUUUUGCAGCUGGUUCGGGCCGUUUUGAUAUGCUCGGUUUGAUGCCUAGGUUAGGCAAGAUAUUGUUUAGGAAUAGAUGGAAAGAGUUGUUGCAAAUACGGCAUGAUCAAGAACAAGUGAUGAUACCACUAAUUAAGUCUAGAAUUGAAGCAGUUAACUCGGGACGAAACUUAUUAGGAGACAAGAAAAUUGUGGCGUAUGUUGACACUUUGGUGAAUCUAAAGCUUCCGGAAGAAGAGGCUGAUAAUGGGAAUGGUGGAAAGUUAACAGAUAAAGAGAUUGUAAGUAUGUGUGAUGAGUUUCUUAAUGCUGGGACGGAUACUACCUCUACUGCGUUACAAUGGAUCAUGGCGAAUCUCAUGAAGUAUCCACGCAUCCAAAGUAAACUUUUUGAUGAAAUUGUUUCUGUAGUAGGACCUCCGCCAAGGGGAGAGGAUGAAACGGCCAUAAACGAGGAGGAUUUACACAAAAUGCCUUAUUUGAAAGCGGUGGUUUUGGAAGGGCUAAGGAGACACCCACCGGGCCAUUUCGUGUUACCACAUAGGGUAAUGAAAGAGGUAUAUCUGGAAGGGUAUAUGAUUCCUCAAGGUGCCACCAUCAACUUCAUGGUGGCUGAUAUGGGUUGGGACCCGAAGGUUUGGGAUGAUCCAAUGGAGUUCAAGCCAGAGCGGUUUUUGGUGAAUGGGGACCGCAAUUGUGUGUUUGAUAUAAGUGGAAGCAAAGGGAUUAAGAUGAUGCCAUUUGGUGCUGGAAGAAGAGUAUGCCCUGGUUCUGAAUUGGCCAUACUUCAGUUGGAAUAUUAUGUUGCAAAUUUGAUUUGGUAUUUCCAUUGGACUUCUCCUGAUGGUUAUGAAGUCGAUCUUUCUGAAAAGCCCGAGUUCACCAUUGUCAUGAAACAUCCUCUGCGAGCACAUGUCUCUUCAAGGACCGAAAAGUUAAUCAUUUGAGUCGAUAUAUUAAGUACUUAUGUAUCAAUCGGCUUAUAAUGAAUAAAUCUGGCCCUGUUUGUUGAUGUAAUUUUUAUCAAAUUCAUAUAUAAAUUACAUUAUAUUAUAAA
Erigeron canadensis is the source of this 1709-nucleotide messenger RNA. Its product is annotated as cytochrome P450 89A2-like. The record is from RefSeq and is a predicted model, not a curated record. Gene Ontology annotation, cellular component: membrane. The transcript has a single exon. Gene Ontology annotation, molecular function: iron ion binding; oxidoreductase activity, acting on paired donors, with incorporation or reduction of molecular oxygen, NAD(P)H as one donor, and incorporation of one atom of oxygen; heme binding. Lineage: Eukaryota; Viridiplantae; Streptophyta; Magnoliopsida; Asterales; Asteraceae. The coding region runs from base 70 to 1599 and encodes 509 amino acids.